AUGAGCGUCAGUUGUGUCUAGUGUGCCGGACGGUUGGGGUGUUCAGCGCUCUUUCCGAGUUGGUUGUCAUUGACAGUAGUGUUGAUUCAAUUUAUUCGUGGAUUUCUUGGAUAGCCGUCGUCUUGGAACACAGGAUUGCCGCCGAGAGACUGGAAGGCUGCAGGAUGUGUGGCAUAAGGAGCUGAGGCCUCAUUCAUCAGCCAUGCACGGUGAGUUACCUUCACGAGACUGGCCUAAUGUUCCACUUGUAGGCAGGAUUGAUGGUGAGCCCAUGUCAGUGGUGGGACCAAGGGCAGCGAAAGCAUCAUUCUCGUGCACGAAGAUGAGGUACUCCGAGAUGCCUAGAGACAUAUCCUGUGAUAGCCUUGCUGCCCUCCGCAUCAAUGAGAGUGGAAUGGACAGUGAUGAUGAUGAGGAGCGCAGCAGUGGUUGUGGGGGUGGGAGGAGCAUGGCCAUGCCAAUGUGUGCUCGUGGUACUUCUCCACCAUCCUCUGUUUAUCGAAAGGUAGUUCAAGAAUCUUACUACGAUACAAGUGACAGCAUGAAGGCACUGACAAAAACAGCAUAUAGCUAUGGAACAUUACCAAGAAUCCAUAGCCACAAGUCAGCAAGUUUGCCAGCCAGAGGGAAGGAUACAGAAUCUCCCCCAGUUUUGGAUGUGUUGCGUGUGCUGCCUGAAGAUCUUGCAACCCAGAUAACUCGCAUGGACUUUCCAGUAUUCAAGUCAAUCACACCUGAAGAACUCACUUCUUGUGGGUGGACCAAAAAAGACAAGCUGAAAUCUGCUCCAAAUGUUGUUGAGUUUACCCGUAGAUUUAAUCAUGUGAGCUUUUGGGUAGUGCGAGAAAUCUUGAAUGCUGGAGGUGUGAAGCAUCGAGCUGAGAUGAUGACACAUUUUAUCAAGGUUGCUAAAAAACUCAAUGAACUUCACAACUUUCAUUCCCAAUUUGCCAUUGUCAGUGCUCUUCAGUCUGCCCCAAUUUAUAGGUUAACAAAGACUUGGGCUGCUCUGUCUCGCAAAGACCGCCAGCACUUUGAGCGUAUGACUGAACUGUUCAGUGACAAGAACAACUGGGAACAGCUACGUAUCCAUGUAUCCAGCCUCAAGCUACCCAUGAUUCCUUACCUUGGUUUAUUCCUCACUGACCUUGUGUACAUUGAUAUGGCUCAUCCUCAUUUUGGGGGCCUGGAGUCUGAGCAGCGGCAGUUGAAAAUGAACAACAUAUUAAGGAUGUUGGCAGACUACCAGAGAUCAGAUUAUUCUGCACUUCCACACCUUCAGCAUGUGCAAGCAUAUCUUGCUUCUGUCAGAUAUAUUGAGGAACUUCAGAAGUUUGUGGAAGAUGAUCACUACAAGUUAUCCUUACAGUUAGAACCCAAUACUCCAAGCAGUAGCAAUAGUGCAAGUAAGGAUAGUGUUUCUGAUGCUGCUGGAGGGAUUAGUUCUCUCAAUGUGUCCCCAUCUUCUCGCUUGGGUGUGGGCCGACCACCAGCGCCUCCUCCAACACACUCCUGCCCAGCACAUGGUUCUCAGACCAAGUUUGUCCCAACACACCGGAAGGCACGAAGUCUAGGAACUAAAUUUCGGAGUAUGAGUCUCCCACGCAAUCUCCACCGCUCCGAGCCCCAAACUCAGGGGGUUGACCGCUUCGGUCAUCCAGGUCAAAGUUUACAAAUACUCUGUGACAGACGGACAUCAUGCAGCGGUAUUCACAUGUAUCUGAGCCAGAUUAUUUUCAAAGGAUGCUCUGGGUCAGGUGAAGGAAUGCGCUGUGACUCUGUAAAUAGCCUCGGGAGCCAUGAGCCCGGCUGUCCUUCAGCCCAGGGAUUACAAGGCUCCAGGCACCUCCUCGAUGACUCUGAACUAGACCCUCCUCCACCUCCUCAGCAUGACUGCACCUCACCACCUUCACAUACUCUUACUCGCACUUGGUCUGGUCUGUCAUCUGACUCAGAGACUGAGGUGGUGUUUGAGGUGAGUGGGGAAGACUGUGGUGUGCAGGGACCACUAAAGCGCAAGACUGUUAUCAAGGAUGGCCGCCGACCAGCUGUUUCUGCUUGGCAUAGAUACUGGGUCCAGUUAUGGGGAGGAGCACUUGUGUAUUACCAUCCAAAGAGCCUCACCUCUCGUGGCCAAGAACGAGCAGACUUCAAAACAUCCCCAUGUAAACUACAACCUUUGGCUGGAUCAGAGGGAAAGUUGGUGUUAGUUGGUCCACAUGAUGCACAAUCCCAGCCUGAUGUGUUCCAGGUUAGGGUAUACUCCUUGCUUUCUGACCCAGCCAAGGCUACAAUAUACAAGUUCCGGGCUCCCUCAGUAUCUGCUGCCAAAUCUUGGAUCUCAAACCUUCAACAAGCUCUCUCAGAAAACACUCAAAUACCACCAGAUUCUUUAGAAAAUUUGAUGACAUUUGAAUAAUAUAUCACAUUUGCAUUUUUUAAGUGGUGAAACUUUGCUGUAAUGAUAGAAUGAGCAUAAAUAAGUGUAUGCUCUCUCUGAAGACAGUAGGAAGUGAAUAAUAUUCGUGACUGUAUAUGGUAUUUAUUUGUAUUUCACGUUAAUCAACCCUGAAACCCAGAUGAAGGAUUUGCAUACAAACAGCAGUGUAUUUCCUUUGCUUCAGUUAGCAAAAUGUUUUAUUUGCAAAAGUAUUUGGUCAUUUUCUUCUUCAUAUUCAAAUAGAUAUAGGAAGAGCUUGGAGUAUAUAGUUUCAUAUAGAUUUUAGGAGCUCUGGGUUACUCUCUCUCUCUCUCUCUCUCUCUCUCUCUCUCUCUCUCUCUCUCUCUCUCUCUCUCUCUCUCUCUCUCUCUCUCUCUCUCUCUCUCUCUCUCUCUCUCUCUCUCUCUCUCUCUCUCUCUCUCUCUCUCUCUCUCUCUCUCUCUCCAAUUUUAUGUGUACCUUAUUUAUAUCUAUAGUUUUCUGCCAGUAUUGACUGGAAGCAGCCAGAAUAAUAGCACUUUGUGUUAUACAUGGAGACAAAUACCAAAUAUUCAUCAUAUAGACAAUUCCAUGCUUGUCAUUGGUCCUGAAGGAGUGUUGUUAUCACAAGGAGGAUACGAAAGAGUAGUUUCUAAAGGAUGGUUAGAAUUUAGUCAUGCUGGUAGUUUCUGGUGCUGAAAAGUACCAGUGAUGGUCAGAGAAAACAUAAGUCUAGUCCUGCUACAGUCCUAACUGCCAAAGGAAUUAUGUGUUUACAUGUGUAACACCACAGAUGAAUUAUUUAUGAUAGAGCAGAAAAGGGUUGCAUAUUAUGAAGUGUACAAGCAAAAUUACUAUGAUACAUGAUUACAUUGUCAGUCCACUACAAAUAAAUAUGAGGUUUCAUAAA
Portunus trituberculatus (swimming crab) is the source of this 3329-nucleotide messenger RNA. RefSeq names its product ras-specific guanine nucleotide-releasing factor RalGPS1-like. The coding region runs from base 203 to 2419 and encodes 738 amino acids. The record is from RefSeq and is a predicted model, not a curated record. Gene Ontology annotation, biological process: Ras protein signal transduction; positive regulation of GTPase activity. Gene Ontology annotation, cellular component: plasma membrane. The transcript has 17 exons. Lineage: Eukaryota; Metazoa; Arthropoda; Malacostraca; Decapoda; Portunidae. Gene Ontology annotation, molecular function: guanyl-nucleotide exchange factor activity.